AUAUAACGCCGCCCCUAACACAGAACUUGGAUAACGUUAAGAUUCGUAAUGUGGAUGGGGCGUAAUGGUGAAUGGCCCCUUUAUUAGAGUGAUCAUCUUGGCCAGUCUGUUUCGACACUCCAGCCCCGCCAGUAGGGAGGUUCACCCCCAAGAGAACGAGACUGACGACGAUUCUGACGCCGGUGUGACCUGUUACACUUGUGUCAACGUGUCAGACAACUCCAUGUGUAACGAAUUUGCCAUUGACCAUCCCUGUCCAAAAGGGGAGAACUUCUGCCACACCUUACACAUAAUGGACUCUAGAGGAGCCAGUGUCGUUGUCAACAAAAAAUGUGCAGACAGCUCAGAAUGUUGGCCGCAGGGAGUAGGCUGUGUCAACAUUGACUCUCAGACGGUUUGCGUAUCAUGUUGUGACGAGAUGUACUGCAACGUCACUGUUCCAACCAAUAAAACAACCGCUACUUUCUCCAGUACCCGGAAGAAUAAGAAGAAGAAGCAGUACACAGUGCUGUCAAAUACCCGCGCAAGCUGCACAACAGAGCAGCCAAGCUACCUGACAAUGACUUUAGUGUAUUUGGUGACCUCACUAAAACUCUGCACAUUAUAGACGAUCAGCUGUGAUUAGUGCAAUAUUUGUGGUCAUGUUCAUAAGUGUCAGUGAAGAAGAAGUCAUUGCAAGCGAUUUAAUACAGGUAAAAUAGGGUCAAAUGUAUAAGAUUUGGAUGGUGGAACGUUGUGCUACAAAGAUUUUGGCAUAUCUGUAAAACAGUAUUAUUAAUCAUAAGUAAUUUUAGGUCCCCAACAGAUAAUGGAAAAAAUGUUGGUAAAUUACAAAAAAUAUAUUGUCAGUUAUUUUCAGUUUCAUAAUUUUUCUCAAAAUGCCGAAGUAUAUAAGUUUUGUUAAAAUUAUUUGAUAUAGGGAAUUCCACAAUCAUAACUUUUUUUUAUAAUUAUUCAAACACGAAAAUCCUUAAAUUGAAAACAAUUUCUUAGGUAGAUUUCAAUUUGUAUUCAUAGAAAUGCAAGAUGUAUCAUAAUACAUUGGUUUUACACUUUUUAUGUCUGAGAUUUGUUAAGAGAGCAGACUAAUUCAAAACGGCAUAGCUUUUUAGUAAUCUUUAUAAGAGGACCGUGUACAUAUUUAAGUUAUUGACUGACUUAACUGUAUUUGUCAAGUUUUACUGUCAUUGAAUCAAGAGUUCACGUAUUUUACAAUAUGUAAUUGGAGACUAUACCGGUUAAAAGAAUCUCUUGGCUAUCCAAAUAUGGGUAAAGUAGAAUUCAAAGCACCCCUAGAUACAUAUUACCAACGCAUAAGUAUAUUAUAUUAUUUCCUAAAGAACUAGAAGGAUUUUAAUAGAUUAUUCCUUCCUUUUAUCAUCAGAGCUUGUUGAAAAAAUUUAUGUCAUAAUAUUAUUUUUCACACAUUAUGUUUGCACAUCUUGACUGAACUCCUUUUAUGAAAAAUAACUGAUUCAGCAGCAACAUUGUGCCGUAAUAAAUAAACGAGUUAAAAAAGAAAGUCGAGUCAAUACAUUUUUUAUAAAUGUAUCAUAGCUGAUUAAGUGUGCUUUGUAUUCUUCUGUCCCUUAAUUGAAACUAUUUACUAGUUUAGGACUACAUAAAUCUUCAACACAAAAUCGUUUUACAAACUAAGUUAUUUUAGGUUUUUUUGUGUUUGUAAAAUAGGUACAUUCAUGGUGGAAGUACAGUAAGUAAGUCUUACUUACACCAUGGGUACGUAAUUAUACCCUUGCCUUUAAUAUUCCUAUUUUUGAAUCAGUUAAAAAAUAUAAAUGAGUUUGUGAAUAUUAAUUGUAAAUAUUGUAUCUUCCAAACUCAUCAGAGUGCUGUUAAAUAUAUUGAAUGUAAAAAAGGAAGAACAUUUUUUUAUAUUAAGAAACAUUUUAGGAAAAAAUAUCUAUGUUAAAUAAAAGCCACUAUUAUUAACAAAAUGCGACCUGCGAUACUGUGUUUUUGCAGGAUAUUAUUAACAAAAUAUAUUGCAUUAUUUGUAGUUGAAAUUUUAUAGUCAAAAUUUGUCUAAUUUUAGCACGUAACGAUAAAACGAUACAAUGUGCUCAACGGCUGUGACACUGUUAUACUUGGACAUUUAGUUUAAUAUUAUUAUAAAUAGUUUUAAACCCUAAUGGAAUAUGUAAUAUGCAGGAUAUGUAAACUGUUUAUUAUUUAAAUAUAAAAGACAUUGUAUUAACUUCUACCUAAAUAGUUAUCAUAAUGUAAAAUAUAAAAUUA
Macrosteles quadrilineatus (aster leafhopper) is the source of this 2256-nucleotide messenger RNA. RefSeq names its product ly6/PLAUR domain-containing protein 6B-like. Gene Ontology annotation, molecular function: acetylcholine receptor regulator activity. The record is from RefSeq and is a predicted model, not a curated record. Lineage: Eukaryota; Metazoa; Arthropoda; Insecta; Hemiptera; Cicadellidae. The coding region runs from base 65 to 607 and encodes 180 amino acids. The transcript is spliced from 5 exons.